Messenger RNA from Hansenula ciferrii, 1551 nucleotides. RefSeq names its product allantoate permease family MFS transporter. Gene Ontology annotation, cellular component: plasma membrane. Gene Ontology annotation, biological process: dipeptide transport; transmembrane transport; tripeptide transport. Bases 1 to 1551 code for a protein of 516 amino acids. The record is from RefSeq and is a predicted model, not a curated record. The transcript has a single exon. Gene Ontology annotation, molecular function: dipeptide transmembrane transporter activity; allantoate transmembrane transporter activity. Lineage: Eukaryota; Fungi; Ascomycota; Saccharomycetes; Phaffomycetales; Wickerhamomycetaceae.
AUGAAUGAAAAAUUAGAUUCAACAAACAUCAAUCAACAUGAUGAGAAUAAAGGUGAAGUCUUAUCAACUUAUAUAUCACCUAUUCUUUCAAAUGGUAAAAUAAAUAGAGAAGAUGCUGAUGAAGCAAUGAAAUUAGCUUUAGAUUUAGAAGGUCAAAAUAUUGAACUUGAUGAAGAUACUUCAAAAAAAUUAUUAAGAAAAAUUGAUUUUUGUUUAUUACCAUUAAUUGGAUUUUUAUAUGCAUGUCAAUUUAUGGAUAAAACAACAACUUCAUAUGCUGCUGUUAUGGGUUUAAAAACUGAUUUAAAUAUGAUUGGUGAUCAAUAUUCUUGGACUGGUACUGCAUUUUAUAUUGGUUAUUUAGCUUUUGAAUUUCCUGCAAAUGCUUUAUUACAAAGAUUCCCAUUAGCUAAAACAACUUCAACAUUUAUUUUCAUUUGGGGUGUUAUUUUAUGUUUACAUGCUGUACCAAAAUAUCCUGGAUUUGUAACAUUAAGAACUUUAUUAGGUAUUUUUGAAAGUUCAAUCUCACCAGCUAUGGUUAUUUUAACAAGUCAAUGGUAUAAAAAAGAAGAACAAUUCAUUAGAACUGCAUGUUGGUUUGCUUCAAAUGGUCUGGGGAUAAUUAUGGGUGGUGCUAUUGCAUAUGGUUGUGCUCAACAUGCAGAAACUUAUUCAUUUGAAGCUUGGAAAGUUUUAUUUAUUGUUACUGGAUUAAUGACUAUUGCUUUAUCUAUUGCUUUUUUUUUACAUAUUCCAGAUACACCAUCAAAAGCUUGGUGGUUAACACCAACUGAAAAAAUCUUAGUUGUUGAAAGAAUUAGAGAUAAUCAACAAGGUUUUGGUAAUAAACAUUUCAAAAAAUAUCAAUUUAAAGAAACUUUAAUUGAUCCAUUAACUUGGUUAUAUUUUAUUUUUGCAAUUGUUAGUAAUAUUCCAAAUGGUUCAUUAACAAAUUUUGGUAGUAUUUUAUUAUCUGAAGAUUUUAAAUAUAAUAAAAAAGAAAGUUUAUUAAUGAAUAUGCCAUGUGGUGUUGUGGAAUUUAUUGGUUGUAUUGGAUUUUGUUUAUUAAAUUAUAAAUUCCCAAGAAUGUUAAUUUCAUUUGCUGCAAUGGUUGUUGCAUUAUUUUCUUCAUGUUUAUUAGCAUUUGUUGAAAAUAAUAAUAAUGCAAGAUUAGCUGGUUAUUAUUUACAAUAUGUUUAUCCAACUACAACAAUUUGUGCUUUAUCAUGUUUUGCAUCAAAUACUGCAGGUCAUACUAAAAAAAUUUCAACAACUGCAAUUUUUUUCAUUGGUUAUUGUAUUGGUAAUUUAAUUGGUCCACAAACUUUUACAGAAGCUCCAUAUACAGGUGGUAAAAUUGCAAUUGUUGUAUGUAAUACUGCAACUUUAAUUAUAAUUUUAGCUAUUUAUUUUGUUUAUAUUUAUUCAAAUAAAAAGAAAGAAUCCAAAUUGAAUCAAUUAACUCAAGAUCAAUUAGAUGCUUUAGAAAAUUCAGAAUUUGCAGAUUUAACAGAUAGAGAAAAUCCAAAAUUUAGAUAUAGUGUUUGA